Miscanthus lutarioriparius is the source of this 1914-nucleotide messenger RNA. The record is from the annotation of a GenBank genome assembly. Lineage: Eukaryota; Viridiplantae; Streptophyta; Magnoliopsida; Poales; Poaceae.
AUGGGGAAGAGGCAGAGGAAGACUCCAGGGCGCGCGCCGUCACGGGGCCUUCCAAAGUCCAAGCGGAUCGAUGAGCUAGCGGCAAUGUCUGAUUCUGACAACGACGAAAUCGAUGCCUUCCACAAGCAGCGGGACAUGAUCCCUUUCGACGCUGAUGAUGUAAGGGAGUCGGAGGAUGACGACGUGGAGCAGCCUGUGUUUGACCUCGAGGGUGUUUCUGAUAGCGAAAGUGAUGACAGCAAAGGAGAAGAGUCUGGUGACAUGGCUGAAGCUGAUUAUGAAGAAUGGGACAAAGGGUAUAUUUCAAAAUUAAAAAGAGCACAGAGGGCUGUCAAACAAAUUGCUGGAGGUGAUGAUAGCAUGGAUGAGCAAGAGGAUGAAACAAAAGAAAAUGUUUGGGGCAGAGGUAAAAAUGCAUACUAUGCUGCUGGUGAACAGUCUGGUGAUGAUGAGGUGGAUUACGAGGAGGCACAAAGGAUCCAAAAAAAUAAGGAAAAAAAGCUGUCUAUGAAAGAUUUUGGAUUAGAAGAUGGUGAAAGUGAUGAAGAGAAUAAUGUCACAAAGGUAUCCAACCAUGAAACCAAAAUGAAAGAAGACUUUGCUGUCUUAUCAGGCGAUGACAAAAUGGAUGUGGUAUACAGUUCUGCCCCUGAACUCGUUAGCUUGUUGUCUGAGUUGAAGGAUGCCCAUGAAGAACUUAGGGCUAUAGGACAGCUUACCAGUGAGGUCUCGUCUUGUCUAGGCAAAGAUAAAAUGCAACCUUUUGAAGUGAAGAAAGCUUGUUUGCUUGCUCAUUGUCAAGCUAUUACCUUCUAUCUCCUUAUGAAAUCUGAGGGGUUGUCCGUACAGGAUCAUCCUGUAAUUUCUCGCUUGAUAGAGACCAAGAAUAUGGUAGAGAAGAUUAAGCAAGUUACCAUGAAUCCAGCAAGGCAAAAAGGGAGCACUGAUGACCAUAGUAUGCAUAGCAGCACCAUCCAAACAGAUAAUAUUUUCACAUUGGACAAACAGGAGGGCAAAUUUAGCAAUGUACUAGCUCUGGAUAAAGUGAUCCAGGGUGCUGAAGUCUCUGAAUCAAGGAAGAGCGAGCCUUCUAAUAAUGAAGAUCAGCAUGAAGUCAAUGAACAGAAGAACAAGGAUGAACAUAUGGGCUUGCAUAGCCUGGAAAUGUUAAAGGUAAGAGCAAACCUUGAGGAAAGAUUAAAGAAAAAAGGGCUCUAUAAUUUGACAAAGUCGAAGCCAGAGAAGUUGUCAAAAACCAGGACAACCAGUAAUAAAAGAGGCCUGCAGACAUUGGAUGACUUUGAUGAUGAAGUGCUGAAGAAUAAUCAAAUGAUGAAACCUAGCAAGCUUGUUGCAGCUGCUGCUAAAUCAAAUAAAAGCAUGUUUGUUUCUGGUGAUGAUGACCUUCCGAAGAGAGAUAAUAUUGGAGAAAGACGGAGGAAACACGAGCUUCGUGUUCUAUCAAGAGUAGGAGCUAACUCAGUGGAAGAUCAUGACUUGCCAGAUGGUGACGCUUCUGAAGAUGAUGCUUCUGAAGAUGACCAGGAGUUGCCAGAAGGUGGUGAUGCUUCGGAAGAUGGCUUCUAUGAGGAUGUUAAAAGACAGAGGACUGAAAAACUAUCAAUCAAGAAUGCUCUGUACUCGAGAACUCCGGUCGUUGAACCUCUGGAGGAAGAAACUGAAGGCGAUGGCAAGAGGACGAUUUCGUAUCAGAUCUUGAAGAACAGGGGGUUGACACGUUCCAGGAACAAGAAAAAGAAGAAUCCACGAAAGAACUACAGGGAUAAGCAUAAAAACAAGCUUGUCAAGCGGAAAGGCCAAGUGCGUGAUAUCAAGAAGCCCUCUGGUCCAUAUGGAGGUGAAAUGUCUGGUAUCAACCCGAAUGUCAGCCGCAGUGUUCGGUUCAAGAGUUGA